CUGUCGUUUAUCUCUUAUCGUCAUCUCAUUUCUUAGCCGCCACAGCAAUGGCGGGACUGAGGCUACUCGAUGGCUCGGGACCUCUUCCUCUCAUCCCAGUCUCUCUUGGGACUCGAUGGCCUUCAGCUUCUUCAGGUGUUUUGCUGUGGAUUCUGAUUCUUAAGAGAGCAUUUGCUGAUCCGUUUGUGCUACCACUCCCUUGUCUUUGUUGAUGUUGUAGUGGAGGCUUAGGCUAUCCAUGGCUGAGUUAAGUCGUUGAAUGUGAUCUGAGUAGCAUGGAAGGUGUUAGCUUCAUGGAGCCUAUGCACUUUGCUGGAAAGCCUUUAUUUUCUUCAGAUUAUUUUCACAAAGAUAGACCUCGACAUGUGAUGACUGUUGCAACAAGAAUCACAUCAGUAAAGGCAGAGCCAUUAAAUGAAGACCAGUUAGAAGUUAGUUCCACAGAUAAAGUUGUUAGCGGAGAUGAAAUACGUCAACGUUUCCUCAGAUUUUAUGCUUCAAGAGGCCAUAAGAUUAUCCCAAGCUCUUCACUUGUCCCUGAUGAUCCCACAGUUUUGCUGACCAUAGCUGGAAUGCUUCAGUUUAAACCUGUAUUCCUUGGGAAGGAACCUAGGCCAGUACCAUGCGCCACAACUGCUCAAAGAUGCAUACGUACAAAUGACAUUGAAAAUGUUGGCCGGACUGCUCGUCACCAUACCUUUUUUGAGAUGCUUGGUAAUUUCAGCUUUGGUGACUACUUCAAAAAAGAGGCAAUUGUUUGGGCUUGGGAACUUACAACUAAAGAGUUUGGUUUGCCUUCGGAGAGAUUGUGGGUUAGUAUUUUUGAAGAUGAUGAUGACGCCUUCAACAUAUGGCAUACAGAGGUUGGUGUUCCCAAAGAGCGCAUCAAGAGGAUGGGUGAAGAUGACAACUUCUGGACGAGUGGGGUAACUGGACCCUGUGGUCCUUGCUCUGAAAUUUAUUAUGAUUUCCAUCCUGAUAGAGGAUAUGUAGAUGCUGAUUUUGGAGAUGGUAGCAGGUUUAUAGAGUUAUACAAUCUGGUUUUCAUGCAAUAUAACAAGAAGGAUGAUGGAUCGCUUGAACUGUUAAAACAGAAGAAUAUAGAUACUGGAAUGGGACUGGAGCGCAUGGCACAAGUUCUUCAGAAGGUUCCCAACAACUAUGAGACUGAUCUGAUUUUCCCAAUCAUAGAGAAGGCGUCAAACUUGGCCAUGAUUUCCUAUGCCAAUGCAGAUGAUGCUACGAAGGCUAAUUUCAAAAUUAUUGGAGAUCAUAUGCGUGCUGUUGUUUAUCUCAUAUCAGAUGGGGUUGUGCCUUCAAACGUUGGAAGAGGCUAUGUUGUUAGAAGAUUGAUUAGAAGGGUUGUUCGAACUGGCAAGUUGCUUGGUAUAAAAGGUGAUGUGGAAGGGAACAUUGAAGGCGCAUUUUUACCACUACUAGCUAGGACGGUAAUUGAACUUUGCACAAAUAUUGAUCCGGAUGUGAAGACAAGGAUGCCACGAAUUCUUGAAGAGUUGAAACGGGAAGAGAUACGAUUUCUGCAGACUCUGGAGAGAGGAGAAAAGUUACUGGACCAAUUUCUGGAGAAUGCUUUAUCAAGUGGUGGUACUAAUGGAGAUGGACCUUUAUUAUCUGGAAAAGACGUAUUUCUUCUGUACGAUACUUAUGGUUUCCCAGUAGAGAUAACAGCUGAAGUUGCUGAAGAGCGUGGUGUUAAUAUAGAUUUGGAGGGUUUUGAACUUGAAAUGGAAAACCAAAGACGCCAGUCUCAGGCUGCUCAUAACGUGGUUAAGCUCACUGUUGCAAAUGAAACAGAAUUAUCUGAAAGUAUUCCUGAUACUGAAUUUUUAGGAUACAGCACCCUUUUUGCAAGUGCUGUAGUUAAAGGUCUUUUAGUGAAUGGGAACCCAGUAGCACAAGUUUCUGAAGGUUUUGAUGUAGAAAUUGUGUUGAAUAGGACACCUUUUUAUGCUGAAUCAGGUGGUCAAAUUGGAGACAAUGGAUUUUUGUAUUGCUCAAGAGAUGCAGUUGCCAGAAAGAAAACAGUUGUGGAAAUCAAGGAUGUUCAGAAGGCCCCUGGGGGCAUUUUCGUUCAUAAAGGGACUAUAAAAGAAGGUACAGUUGAGAUUGGCUCUGUAGUGGAUGCUGCAGUUGAUGCAAACUUGAGGAAAAGGGCUAGAGUUCACCAUACUGCAACACAUCUGCUACAAGCAGCUCUUAAAAAUGUCAUUGGCUCAGAGACAUCACAAGCUGGUUCAUUGGUGGCUUUUGACCGGCUUCGCUUUGAUUUCAACUUUCAUCGGCCACUCUUAGAGCAUGAAGUUCUGGAAAUUGAAAACUUGAUAAACAAUUGGAUUGGAGAUGCUACUGAUCUUCAAACUAUGGUCAUGCCCUUGGCAGAGGCCAAAAGAGCUGGUGCAAUUGCAAUGUUUGGUGAGAAGUAUGGAGAACAGGUCAGAGUAGUAGAAGUCCCUGGAGUGUCAAUGGAACUCUGUGGUGGAACACAUGUUACCAACACCUCCGAAAUCCGUGGCUUUAAAAUAAUUUCAGAGCAGGGCAUUGCUUCUGGAAUCAGGCGCAUUGAAGCCGUUGCUGGUGAAGCUUUUAUUGAAUACGUUAAUGGCCGUGAUACUCACUUGAAAAAUCUCUGUUCCAUGUUAAAAGUAAGAGCUGAAGAUGUGGCCACUCGAGUAGAUAACAUCUUGGAUGAGCUAAGAAUGUCUAGGAACGAGGUUUUGAUACUCCGAAACAAAAUGGCCAUUAUGAAAGCUUCUACUGUCAAGGACAAGGCCGUCACUGUCGGAACUUCUAAUAUCAGAUUUAUCGUUGAAAGCAUGGGUGACAUUGACUCUGAUUCACUGAAGAGUGCAGCAGAGUACUUAAUUGACUCCCUGCAAGAUCCUGCAGCUGUAGUUUUGGGAUCUUGCCCAGGUGAAGGGAAGGUGAGCUUGGUUGCAGCUUUCAGUCCCGGUGUUAUUGGUAUGGGACUUCAGGCUGGGAAGUUCAUAGGAAGCCUAGCUAAGAUAUGCGGUGGCGGUGGUGGUGGCCGGCCUAACUUUGCCCAGGCUGGUGGAAAGAAGCCCGAGAAUUUGCUCGACGCACUCCAGAAAGCUAAUUCAGAUCUCAUCGCAGCUUUCACUGAUACAAAAUAGUAGAGAUUAGGAAGAAGGCGGUUACUGUUUUGUUUGGGACAACUUUUUUUACUGUUUAAAUCAACU
This is a messenger RNA of Dendrobium catenatum, 3218 nucleotides long. RefSeq names its product alanine--tRNA ligase, chloroplastic/mitochondrial. Gene Ontology annotation, molecular function: alanine-tRNA ligase activity; nucleic acid binding; aminoacyl-tRNA deacylase activity. Gene Ontology annotation, biological process: tRNA modification; alanyl-tRNA aminoacylation. The transcript has 14 exons. The record is from RefSeq and is a predicted model, not a curated record. The coding region runs from base 276 to 3152 and encodes 958 amino acids. Gene Ontology annotation, cellular component: cytosol; chloroplast; cytoplasm. Lineage: Eukaryota; Viridiplantae; Streptophyta; Magnoliopsida; Asparagales; Orchidaceae.